This is a messenger RNA of Phytophthora nicotianae INRA-310, 2150 nucleotides long. RefSeq lists its product as hypothetical. The coding region runs from base 387 to 1052 and encodes 221 amino acids. The record is from RefSeq and is a predicted model, not a curated record. The transcript has a single exon. Lineage: Eukaryota; Oomycota; Peronosporomycetes; Peronosporales; Peronosporaceae.
CGUCCAUGACCGCGAUCUUGUUGCAGUGCAUGAUCGUAUUGAUGCGGUGCGCAAUGAUCAGCACGGUCUUGUCGGCGAACGUCUGCCGGAUGGUGGCUUGGAUGAGCGCGUCGGUGGCCGUGUCCACGUUGGCGGUAGCCUCAUCCAGUACGACGAUCUUGCUGUUCUUAAGAAGAGCACGACCGAUACACACGAGUUGACGCUGCCCCACCGACAGGUUAUCACCACACUCAGACACCUCAAAAUCGAGCCCCGCACCCCACUUGGCCAGACUGUCAGCCAUGUGAACCUGCUGCAACACGGUCCAGAUCUCAGCAUCCGUGUACUCGCCGAACGGGUCCAAGUUCUCUCGUAAUGGUCCACUGAACAGAACGGGAUCUUGCGGGAUGAUGGCGAGGCUGCGUCGCAGGUCGUGCAGCUUGAGCUUCGAGAUGUCCAGCCCGUCGAUAACCACGCUACCGCUAUCGAACUCGCAGAUGCGGAACAGCGCGAUCAUGAGUGAACUCUUACCAGCUCCCGUGCGUCCGCAGAUUCCGACCUUCUCCCCUCCACGAAUGUCCAUACUCACUCCACGCAACACCAGUGGCAGCUCCGGCCGGUACUUGAGGCACAGGCUGUCAAACUUGAUGGCACCUUGCGAAGGCCACACAGCGCUGUUGAUCGGAGUGCAGUCGGGUGCGUCUUCUUCAUGUGGAAUAUUUCGGAAAUGCAGCAGUCGCUCCACACUCGUCAUGGCGCUGUCAACCUGGUCAGCAGACCGUGUGACCCAUUGCACCACAGCUGUCAACAUCAACGAGUAUGUGAGCGAGAGACCCGCGGUCAUUGCGCUCAGCUCGCCAUUCGUCGACACGAGAUAUGCCGUGACAAUGACGAUAAUAACCACCGACAGCAUGUCAAGCCGUGCCGCUAACCAUCGACCUGCCGACCAGUACGUGAUGUACAUGCUAGCGUUUUCAUCCACCACCUUCUUGUUCAGGCGUUCAAACGUGUCUCGCAUCUUGAAAGCUCGGAUAGUCUGCAGCCCGGAUAGCGUCUCACUGAAGAGGUUGUAGACCGGUGUACGGGUGACUCCUUCGAGCCGCUUGACCUCGCAGCUUGUCUUCUUGAAAUAUCGGGCCGUGACUAUGAAUACGACGACGAUAGGGAUGUAUGCAACCGCGAUCCAGUAACUCACGAAAGCAGAGACGACAAAUGAUCCCAGUGCCAUCGACGCGUGCUGCGCCACAAUCUGGUAAUCUUUUGGUAGUACCGAGUCGACCUGAUCAAGAUCAUUGGAGAAGCGGUUGAGUACGCGACCUACGGGCGUAACGUCGAAGGAGCGAUUCACUGGAGCGCUCAGCACCCGGCGGAACAGCUCGUUGUGCAAGUUCUUUGACGUGCGUACACACGUCUCCGUCAAAUACAAGGCCCGACCGAGGGUUAACACCGUGGCCAACACGAUCAGAGCCACAUACCACAGCGCGAAGUCCUCCCCGGAGUAGGUUGGGUCAACGUCACGACGAGGCAUAUUCUUGGCCCAGUGACUCGGCCACCAGUCGACGACCACGCGCACAGCCUGGCUCACAGUGUAGAACACGACGAUGAGGAAGAUAACCACGAGGCCAUUCAUUCCUGACUCGUCGAAGUACGUCUUGUAUACAUCGCCGGUCACGGUGCCCUUGAUGCGGUCCUCCUCUUGGAUAAGCUGCCGGUUGUCAUCGCCGUCCUCCUCUAGCUUGGCUCGAAUCGCUGAUGCAGAGAUCUUCUCUGGUUCACGUUUGUCUAGCAUUGCAUCAUCGUCACAAUGCUGUGUAGUCUCGAUAGAACGUCCAGUGGCAUCAUGCAUGUCCAGCUCGGGGAACAUCGCCACCACCUCUUUGAACGUACCGUCACCAGCAAUGACACCGUCACGUAUCACCAGCACCUUGUCAGCACGAUUGAGCAGAUCAUAGUGGCUGUUCAACACCAAGACGCGAGUCUUUGACUCGGCCAGACCCAUGAUGCACUUGUCAAAGAUGCCGUGCGCUACGUGAGGGUCCACAGCACUCAGUGGAUCAUCCAGCAGUAAUAUAUCGUAGUUCGACCGGUACAUUGCGCGUGCGAUGGCCACACGAGCCUUCUGUCCGCCACUCAAAUUGAUACCGCGCUCACCGAUCUCGGUACGAUCCCCG